This is a messenger RNA of Pseudocercospora fijiensis CIRAD86, 1095 nucleotides long. RefSeq lists its product as uncharacterized. The transcript is spliced from 2 exons. Gene Ontology annotation, molecular function: protein binding. Lineage: Eukaryota; Fungi; Ascomycota; Dothideomycetes; Mycosphaerellales; Mycosphaerellaceae. Bases 1 to 720 code for a protein of 239 amino acids. The record is from RefSeq and is a predicted model, not a curated record.
AUGGACAUCGAAGAGCAGAGCAGCAAGUUCGCAAUCCAUGCGGCUUGCAGGGAAGGACAGACACAAAAAGUCGAAUCGCUCCUCCACGCCGACAAGAAGCUUGCUACUCGUCGCGACGAUGACGACCGCCUUCCUCUCCACUGGGCAGCGUCCUACAACCGCCUCCCCAUCGUAGAACUCCUCUCAGAUCAGAAAGGCUUCGAUGUAGAUGCGCAGGAUGGAUCAGGAUGGACAGCUCUCAUGAUGGCAUCCAGUGUCAAGGAUGGCGAUGCUCUUGUCGACUUCCUAUUCACCAAGCGCGCGGAUCCCGACGUCAAGACGAACAAUGGGCAGACGGCACUGCAUUUCGCAUGCUCGAAAUCGAAUCUCGAUACGGCAAGAAAGCUGAUCGCGAAAGGCGCAUCUGCGAGAGUCAAAGACAAGAGAGGACAACUACCGCUUCAUCGAGCUGCAGCUGUUGGCAAUGUUCCCAUCGUGAAGCUACUUCUCGAGAGCCGCAGCCCGGUCAAUGGCACAGAUAUGGAUGGAAGUACAGCUCUGCAUCAUGCUAUAGCAGAAGGACACGGUGACACUGCGCUUCAGCUGCUGAAGGCUGGUGCGGAGAGUGACCAGAAGGAUGCCACGGGGAAAUUGGCAAUCCAGCUGGCGCCGGACGAGAAAGUGCGGAAGUACAUUCUUCGAGCGGCAGAAGAGGAAGGGAUUGAGGUGGCGCUGUCAUGAGAGACGGAGCCGAGACGGCUCACGGGAGAGCAUACAUCAAGGUGGUGCAGCAUUAUUGUAAAGGAGAUGAUGAGACGCGGCACUCCUCUUUGCAGGCAUGCCAUGGUCGUACUUGGCGCAUGCCGGAGAAAGGUUGAUGAAGGGAACAGAAGAGCGGUCAGUGAUGAUAGCGACAUACAGUUUAUUCAGAGACGGAGAGCAUGAAGCUUGCAUGUCACAUGAAGCACAUGAUGUUGACAACAGGUUCAAGGGAUGUGCAUGACUUACUGCAGGGCUUUCUGGUCAUUGAAAAUUUCAUCACUCGAUCUAGUGCUUGGAAAGGAGCACGUAGUAACGUUAGAAUAUGUUAUUACCUCUGGAGUCGAGGUGCUUGGC